AUGUCGAAGCCUGCUAUCGUACCAGAGACGACUGCCUCUGGGAUCGCUGUCGACCCGAGAACCCUUGAGCGCGUCAUCCCAGAGUCUCGCAGACCGGAUGGCUCCAUCCGCAAAGAAAAAAAGGUCCGCCCAGGUUACACACCCCAAGAAGACGUCCGCCGCUUCCGGGGCACGCGACAGGCGCAGAUGGACGUUAACACGCUACCGAAGGGACAUAUCAUUGGUUGGGCACCCCCACCGUCU
Messenger RNA from Laetiporus sulphureus 93-53, 243 nucleotides. RefSeq lists its product as uncharacterized. Gene Ontology annotation, biological process: exon-exon junction complex disassembly. The annotation marks the transcript as partial. Gene Ontology annotation, molecular function: RNA binding. NCBI's taxonomy places the organism in Eukaryota, Fungi, Basidiomycota, Agaricomycetes, Polyporales, Laetiporaceae. The record is from RefSeq and is a predicted model, not a curated record. Gene Ontology annotation, cellular component: cytoplasm; exon-exon junction complex. The transcript has 2 exons.